UGACAUCAUGGUGUACCACCCAGAGUUUGAGCAUGCAGGUCAGAAGGCGGGACUUCAGGUGUGGCGGGUGGAGAAAAUGGAGCUUGUUCCUGUUACUGAGAAUCUCCAUGGAGGGUUUUUCACCGGAGAUGCUUACCUUGUUCUUCAUACUAUUAAGAACCGCAACGGAGCCAUGCAGUACGAUCUGCACUAUUGGCAAGGCUCAGAGUGCUCACAGGAUGAGAGUGGCGCAGCAGUCAUCUUUACAGUGCAGAUGGAUGACUAUCUACAUGGGUUGCCAAUCCAGUAUCGCGAAGUUCAGGGCCAUGAGUCCAGUACCUUCACCGGGUACUUCAAGAAAGGACUCAAGUACAUGAGUCACCACUUUGAUUCAAGUUCAGUGAAUUCUUCCCUUGAGGACAACACCUUCUCUCUCACAGAAAGGGGCGUGGCAUCAGGGUUCAACCAUGUGGUGACCAAUGACGUGGAAGUUCAGAGGCUGCUGCAAGUAAAAGGUCGACGCGUCGUCAGAGCAACAGAGGUUCCUGUGACCUGGGACAGUUUCAACAAGGGAGACAGUUUUAUACUGGACCUGGGAGAGGAAAUCAUCCAGUGGUCGGGUUCCCAUAGCAACCGCUUUGAAAAACUGAAGGCCACAAUGAUCCUUGGGGAGAAACCGGAGCUUCCUGAAGCUCACAGUGAUGAUACCAAAAUGGAUUCUGCUAACAGGAAACUGGCAAAACUUUACAAGGUGUCCAAUGCAGAUGGAGACAUUGAGGUUACCUUGACAGCAGAGGAAAAUCCAUUUCCUCAGUCUACACUGCAGUCCUGCGAGUGUUACAUACUGGACAAUGGAGCAAAUGGACAAAUCUUUGUCUGGAAAGGAAAGGAUGCAAACAAUGAGGAGCGUCAUGCUGUUCUGAAGAGCUCAGAGCAGUUCAUUCACAAGAUGAACUACCCGGCACACACGCAGGUUCAGGUCCUUCCUGAGCAUGGAGAGACUCCGCUCUUCAAACAGUUCUUUAAAGACUGGAGGGACUCUGAUGACACUGUCGGCAUGGGAACGGCCUAUGUAGCUAAUCAGAUUGCAAAUAUAGAGAAGGUUCAAUUUGAUGUGUCAAAGCUCCACGAUUCAGAUGCAAUGUCGGCACAGUAUGGGAUGGUUGACCAAGGAGAUGGGGAGAAAAAGAUCUGGCGUAUUGAAGGAUCUGACAAAGUUCCUGUUGAUUCAUCAGUCCUUGGACAGUUCUAUGGAGGAGACAGUUACAUCAUCCUGUAUGAGUACCAUCACAACCACAGAAAGGGUCACAUCAUCUACAUAUGGCAGGGGGCAGAGUCUAGCCAGGAUGAGAUUGGAGCAUCAGCCAUCUUGGCUGUCCAGCUGGAUGAUGAACUAGGAGGAAGUGCUGUUCAGGUGAAUGUGGGUCAGGGAAAAGAGCCUGACCACCUCAUGAGCCUGUUUGGGGGCCAACCAAUGGUGGUGUACAAAGGUGGGACUUCCAGAGAGGGCGGCCAAUCAGUGGAGGCAGAUACACGCCUUUUCCAGGUUCGCUCCAAUCCUGCAGGCCACACCAGAGCUGUGGAGGUGGAACCGGCUGCUUCUUGUCUUAACUCCAGUGAUGUAUUCCUCCUGGUCUCCUCCUCUGGAUGUUGGAUGUGGACAGGGAGGAGCAGCAGCUGUGUUGAGGCACAGGGGGCUGAGAAACUGGCUGGAAUUCUGCAAGUUACCCCCAACCAGUUGAAGGAGGGGGAUGAGGAAGAUGCAUUCUGGGAUGCGUUGGGGGGGAAGGAAGACUAUUGUCGUACAACAAGACUGUUGUCAUGCAAGAAUAACUUUGAAGCUCAUCCUCCUCGCCUGUUUGCGUGCUCCAACAAGACUGGAAAUUUCCUGAUGGAGGAGGUUCCAGGUGAGCUGACACAGGAUGACCUCGCUACUGAUGAUGUCAUGAUAUUGGAUACCUGGGACCAGGUGUUUGUUUGGAUCGGAGAUGAUGCCAGGCAGGAGGAGAGGACGGAGGCAGCAGCCUCAG
Messenger RNA from Labrus bergylta (ballan wrasse), 2009 nucleotides. The record is from RefSeq and is a predicted model, not a curated record. NCBI's taxonomy places the organism in Eukaryota, Metazoa, Chordata, Actinopteri, Labriformes, Labridae.